AUGCAAGUUCCCGCGGAGCAUCACUCCACUCGGGUUAUAUCUAUCUGUGAUAUCGUCAUCUCAGGCCCCUUUGGAAUGUGUAACCAUGAUUACUCCGCUUCUAUACCUGCCUCUAGUAGUGGUAGCACUCGACGUAUGCGUUUGGUAGCCUACAUCACAUUGGUCUCUAUCCACUAUCAACAGCUACUCUUUUACUCUUCUAUCAUAACUAUAAUCACUGGCUAUCACUACUAUGUCGCAGCUCUGCCCCUUUACGACAUCUCAAUUGCUCUAUCUGUGCUUUCGGGACUAACACUACUGUGGUUAUGUAAUUGCUAUUACAACAGCAAGCCCAAUGUAUUCUGCAUCGAUCAUGUUGAGUUUGACGCUCCUCCCUCUUGGAAGGUCAGUCAUGAAGACAUCAUCAACAUUGCCAAGAUACAAGGUUGCUACACGGAAGAUUCACUCAACUUCAUGCAGCGUCUUCUCGAGAGGUCUGGUACUUGCCCUGAUAAGAGUGCUGCUUACCCUCCAGUGGUUGUUGAGUCACUGAGGACUAACGCCCCCGCCGAUGCCUCUGCUGUCAAUACUAGAGAGGAAGCGAGGGAAGUGAUCAUAACUACGGUCAAAGAUCUGCUCAAGAAAACUGGUGUGCAUCCUAAAUCUAUCGACUACAUCAUCGUCAAUUGCGCCAUGUACAACCCGACACCGUCACAUGCUGCUAUGAUAGUGAAUGAAGUCGGUAUGAGGAAUGACGUUAUCACCUAUAACCUCAGUGGUAUGGGGUGUAGUGCCGGUGUUAUCACAAUUGAUCUAGCAACGCGUCUGUUGAGAGAGACCAGAGGUAGGGCACUGAUUGUCUCAACUGAGAUACUAACUCGUUGCUUCUAUCGUGGUAAUGAUCGUGAACCACUGAUGGGUAACACAUUAUUCAGAUGUGGUGGUGCUGCUGCUUUGCUAUCGUCAUUGCCUAAAGACCUAUCUCGUGCCAAAUAUAAGUUGUUACAUACCGUAAGAACGCAAGUUCUCGGUAAUGAGAGUUUUGAAACGAUUAUGGAGACUGAUGACAGUACCAAGCCCAACAGUAUUGUUACACUAAGGCUCCAGAAGAGCAUCAUCAAAGUUGCUGCUGUUGCUAUUAAACAAAAUUUUACUAAGCUUGCUUAUAUGGUUCUCCCUCUGAGAGAACUGUUGAAGGUCUUAUACUCGAUGGUGACGAUGAAAAUGAGAAGAAAGUCGUCAAAAGAAGGUCGCGAGUUGUACGUACCUGAUUUUAGAAAGGGUACUGAUCAUUGGUGUAUUCAUGCUGGUGGCCGUGGUGUAUUGGAUACCUUACAAGAUUCUCUCCAGCUGUCAGACUACGAUAUCCAAGCAAGCCGUAGUGUUCUCUAUGAGAGAGGCAACACCAGUAGCAGUAGCAUAUGGUAUGAGUUGGCAUGGCUCGAACGUGACCAACGUAUUAAGCGUGGAGAUAGGGUAUUACAGUUGGCUUUUGGUAGUGGUUUCAAAUGUAACUCAUCAGUAUGGUUGGCUAUGCAUAAUAUUGAUGCGUAACGACAAUCAGUUUUUCUCACUAUGAGUUGGCUCCACCGUAAUCAAUGGCCAUCAUCUCCUUUUCUAGUUAUUAUCGAUGAUUAUAGUCAGU
Messenger RNA from Perkinsus marinus ATCC 50983, 1624 nucleotides. RefSeq lists its product as hypothetical. The transcript has a single exon. NCBI's taxonomy places the organism in Eukaryota, Perkinsozoa, Perkinsida, Perkinsidae. The record is from RefSeq and is a predicted model, not a curated record. Gene Ontology annotation, cellular component: membrane. Bases 1 to 1533 code for a protein of 510 amino acids. Gene Ontology annotation, biological process: fatty acid biosynthetic process. Gene Ontology annotation, molecular function: acyltransferase activity, transferring groups other than amino-acyl groups.